Molecule: messenger RNA, 1634 nt
Organism: Dicrocoelium dendriticum
Lineage: Eukaryota; Metazoa; Platyhelminthes; Trematoda; Plagiorchiida; Dicrocoeliidae
Source: the annotation of a GenBank genome assembly
GGACUUUCUGAAAAAUGGUGAAGGUAUCUAGUAAGAAUGAUCCCAGAUACGUUCGUACGUGGAAAUGCCAAGUUUCUGUUGGCGAGCUAUACCGAUGGAUUUUGGCCAAAUUGUCUGAUAAGGACAUUAAACGUGCUCUGCACAAAUAUCGGGAUUUAAUGCCUAGACAAUCAGACUGGAAUCGCAAGUUGACCCAGGCAACUAACAUGCCUGAACUGGGCUUUCGCUAUUUGUAUCGAUGUGGACAAAUAGAUGAGAGCAAUCACAGGACCAUGCAAAAGAUGCUGAAAUACAUCGAUCGACAGGAUGUCAUCCCUUACUUUGAAACGAUACUCUGUAAUACUAAUUACGCUAACUGUUCCCUAAAGGACUUGCAGAAAAUUCUACUAGAUAAAGUGUCUGUGUUUUUACAACUGACUUCCAGCCUAUCUGACGAUGAGAUACAUCCUGAUAGUGUCUAUGAAAUUCAGCAUUGCCGACGGGUUGAUCCGGAUCGUAUGACACGGUCUAGUUCUAAGCGGAAGACUAUUUCAGAUCACGCGCAGUAUUCCACAGUGGCGAAGCGUAUUCGCCACUCCAAUGGAGUGGCGGCACCACAUACCAGCGACCAGCAAGACAAGUCUACAGUUCAGUACCGUACUAAAGCUCGAUCCGCUCUCGUGGCCAGUGCAUUAAACGGACCAGUUAUUCACACAAUGAUAUCUACGUCCCUAUUGAGUAUACUCACCGCUUUACGCAUGACUUUGGAUAGAUCGCCAUCCUGCUCACUGCGUGGCUCAGACACCGACAAUGAUCCAUUUAAACCAAUCUUUUCCCACUCCCGCCUGCUGGCUGCAGUUCCGCACCUCUUAAUGGUUGCUGGUCUUAAUCCGCUCGCCGUCCCCCCACUUUCCGUCCCGGCCAGUUUGAAUCCAUCACCUUCACCUAUCAUGGGCCAGUCGUCUUUCGAACAGCAGCCGAUUCCGAUGGCCAGCAUCGCUCCCCGUGUAGAUAACACACUCCGUUCCUCUGCUGUUCCUGUUGCUCCCGGACAAAUGUGGAUUAGCAACCGACCACCCGGAGGCGCCAUCUUGUUUCCUCUGCUUGCAAAUCCCCAACCUCGACCUCCAGUUGGCGACCGGGGAAAUGCGGCUCCGUUUAUUGCCCAGCUCAAUCUGGGUGACGCAAGAGUUCCAACCCACCAGCCAGCCAACGGGCGGGUACACGUGAAGCAAGUUGUCAUGUCAUCAGGUGGGAUCGGCCUAACUGCUUCUCCACGAGAUUCACUUAUUCGUUACUACUGCAACCUGAAAUUACGAGUGCUUGUCGAUUGUGGACCCCCAUCAGAGGCAUUGCGCCAGAUACAAACGGACAGGCAGGAGUUUUUCGAGCAGCAGAUUCAUCGUUUCAUGCAGGUUUCAAAUGUACUCAACUCACGGUUCCCUGGGGAGUUUAUUUGCUACCUUCGGUUCACUCAACUCUCACAACUGGAGUCAUUCUGGCGCGAUUACCUAUCAGGAGACUUAAAGAAGGUCGGUUCAAGUCACUGUAUUCGACUAUUUUGAAGGCCAUGCUCAUGGCACCCGUUUCUCGAAGUUUCAUUGGACGAUCUCCAGUCCAGCAUGGCUUGACUUCCCCUGCAGUUGCUCCUAAUG